AGUCUACCACUUGCUUGGGUUAUUAGUGCAACUGCUAUAGCCACCAAUGGAAUUUACAUGCUGUCAAAGGCUGGGUGCCAAUGCUGAAGAGAUUAACUACGAACUGGAACCCGGAGAAAUUUACAUUCCGGACGAUUUAAACUCUUCUUUAUCCACUAGAUUUUCAAGGAUAGUAAAUAGGCUCAGUUAUUUAUUAUUUUAUUACUUUUCUGACGAGUAUAUCAAAGAGGAUGACUUUUUUGAAAACUUACUAAAGGCAAACGAAAAGGGGUUCAUCUCAAUAGAAUUUCUGAGGACCACUUUUGUUCUAAUUCAGGAACUUGACUGUCCGAAGGAAUUAUUUUCUCUGGCAACUUCAAAUGUACCAAUGUUAUUUUUGGACACUAACGUUGAAGCAAUUAGGCGCCUAAGAUCUUAUAGUCAGAACGAGUUAAGUCUGAAAGACGAAAAGUUUAGUCCGGCUGAAGAAGGGGAAAACCCAUAUAUAUUAGAUAAAACUGGUGCUCUGAAGUCGUGCGACGAAGAAGAUGGCUUAAUUAAGUACACUCGUUUUACUACUUUUCUGUUCCCUUAUAUUUACAGCAGCAAGUUUAAUGAUUAUGAAAAGGUUGAUAGGAUGUUUUCUAAAAAAUGUUUUAAUUGUGGUAGUGAAGGUCAUGAGCUUGUCGGGUGCCAACAGGCCAGAAAUUUUGCAGAAAUUUUUAAAAACAGAAACGAAUUUAAUCAAACCCGAGCCCCUCGUUUUCUCCGAUAUACAGAGCAUACUGAUUUACUUUACGGGCAUUUGAAGCCGGGAGUUAUCUCGAAAGAGCUUGCGAACGGGUUGGGGAUGAAAGAAACAGACUUGCCUCCUUUUAUCUCCCAAAUGCUGAUCCACGGAUACCCCCCGGGCUACUUUAAAUUGGUGCAACGUGUUGGAGAGCCCCGUGCUUCGCUGCAGCAAACCGUGGAUUAUCCUGGCUUUAAUGUUCCGCCUCUUCCAGGCAUUAUCGUUACCGACCCAAGGAACCCGUAUUAUAGGAGGGAAGGAGAAUGUGCCAAGGAUGAGCGUAAAGAUAAGAGCAGGCUAGGAGACCUACACUGCCGCGACCGUACUCAGGAGCCUGGCAGCCAGCCUUUUUACUAUGUUCCCUGCUGGCAGCAGUAUCCGCCCAGGCUUAUGUGUGCCCAGCGGGUUUGGCGGUUUGACAGCCGGUACAGUCGUUUUCAGCGGAGGACGGACUGCUAUACGCUGGAUUACAACCACUGGCUAUGGCGUCGCAGGGGCCCGUGAGA
Molecule: messenger RNA, 1275 nt
Organism: Zophobas morio
Lineage: Eukaryota; Metazoa; Arthropoda; Insecta; Coleoptera; Tenebrionidae
Exons: 9
Coding region: 47-1273 (408 amino acids)
Cellular component (GO): catalytic step 2 spliceosome
Molecular function (GO): RNA binding; zinc ion binding
Source: RefSeq, a predicted model, not a curated record